AUGUCAACAGUUGUGAAGUGCCAAGGUCGCUGGAAGGACCUAAGGGACCAAUUUUCCAAAAAAACUUUACAACCACGGAGUGGAUCGGCAGCAGGACCCCAAAAGGAGUGGAAAUACACCCAAGCCCUGUCUUUUCUUAUUCCCCACCUUCAACCCAGGAGCUCUAGAAGCAACCUAGACCAAGUUGAAGAUUGGGAGGCAUUGGACCUGAGCCAUGGAGAGGAUGUGCGGGAGGAGAAUGACCAUCAACCAGAUCAGCAUUCUCAACCUGGUUCUUCAACCAACAGGCCCUACAGCAGACCUGCUGCACGAAAGAGGGCCUCAGCACCUUUGGAGUCUUUGGAGGAUAGGCUGCUGGCUAUGGUCCAGGAGCCUCCACAGCACAUGCACCAUCGUGUGCCACAGGAGGAGGAUGAGAUGUUACAUUUUGCCCUCAGUCUGGUGCCCUUGCUGAACAAAUUAAUUGGCUGGGGUAAGCUGAGGGCAAAGAUUGCUCUUUUAGAAGGGCUCCAGGGUGUCCAUGAUCUGGACCAAGGGCACCAGCAGGCACAGAUGCAGGGCCCUGGUCUAAUUAGGCCAUGGGAUCAGACAUCCCAGCCAUCCCACCAGAGCCACCAGCCAUCCCACUAGAGCCGCCAGCCAUCCCACCAGAGCCGCCAGCCAUCCCACCAGAGCCGCCAACCCCAACUAUUAUAUGCACCACCCUCACAUGCACAGGCACAGAGGUACAGACCAAGUGAGGAGACUUGGGGGGGAAUGUGGUGAGAGUACUGUGCCCUCACCCAUUCCUCACUACACAGACUUAUAGUGUAUUAAUAGUGCAAUAAAUUGUCUAUUUAAAUCAAUAUUUCCUUCGUGUUUCUCUGUAACUUUUCAACACCUAAGCCCAUGCAGUUUGUCUGAAAUUGAUGGAGUAAGUAAAGGCGGUGCAAUGCCCCCCUGGGCCUUGAGCCUCCAAAUAGAGGCCCAUUGAGGACCACCCUGCUCUCUCCCCAAAACCAUAAUAAUCAUGGCAAAAGCUUGUGUGUUGGCCUACCUCAGUGUAACCACAAGUCUUUGCUUGGGUUCGACUGCCAGUCUGUAAUUGGUGUCCUGUCGCUGGAGAUCUGCACCAAUCACUGACAGGAUGUGGUCCAUCUGCGUUGGUGUCAUACGAAAAUACGAUCGAUGG
Gadus macrocephalus (Pacific cod) is the source of this 1171-nucleotide messenger RNA. RefSeq lists its product as uncharacterized. The record is from RefSeq and is a predicted model, not a curated record. Bases 1 to 630 code for a protein of 209 amino acids. Gene Ontology annotation, biological process: regulation of transcription by RNA polymerase II. Gene Ontology annotation, cellular component: nucleus; transcription regulator complex. Lineage: Eukaryota; Metazoa; Chordata; Actinopteri; Gadiformes; Gadidae. The transcript has 3 exons.